Molecule: messenger RNA, 2136 nt
Organism: Penicillium atrosanguineum
Lineage: Eukaryota; Fungi; Ascomycota; Eurotiomycetes; Eurotiales; Aspergillaceae
Product: Zn(II)2Cys6 transcription factor
Exons: 3
Coding region: 1-2136 (711 amino acids)
Biological process (GO): regulation of DNA-templated transcription; DNA-templated transcription
Cellular component (GO): nucleus
Molecular function (GO): zinc ion binding; DNA binding; DNA-binding transcription factor activity, RNA polymerase II-specific
Source: RefSeq, a predicted model, not a curated record
AUGGCUUCUUCUUCCCGUUCAUCUGGGAAACGCCUACCCAUUAGUUGCCAGGCAUGUCGAACACGAAAGAUCCGCUGCUCGCGUGAUGGGCGUCCAUGCCAGACCUGUGUACGACGAGGACUGGGCGCUGAGGACUGCAUCUACCUUGGCCAGCCUCGACUAUCAUCCGAACAGACAUCACCCGCAGAUCCAAAUGUGCAGAAUGAACUUCUAGCACGCAUCCGCAACCUGGAAAGUAUGCUCCAAAAACAGGUCAACUCACAAGCUGGAACACCCGUAGGCGGGUCUCCGCUGGGCCCUCCAAGUGUCUCCGGUAGCUUUACGGAUUCUGAUCUCAGCCCUGGACUAGACACUUGGGGAAGUCCGAUGCUGGGUAACGUGGGGACUCUCCACACCUCACCUUCAGGCCAUGUGCGUUAUGUGCCGCUUGCUUCGCAGUGGGAAUCAGUUGUUGCUAAAAGCCCCGCUGCCGAGUGCUUGCGAAGCCCCGAUUCGGACAUCGUAGACGACGAUGAUCUGCAGAUCCCGUUCGCUCGAAGCGGCAGUAUCUCACGCGCUGAGUUGUUGGCCAUUUUGCCACCGAGUCUAUACUGUGAUAGGCUGAAGGAGGUAUACUUCCGAGUAUUUUCGCCGGUCUUUCACAUCCUCCAUGACUUGACAUUUGAAGCCGAGUAUCAACAGUUCUGUCAUGAUCCUGGCAGUGUAUCAAAGUCUUGGCUCGCCUUGCUCUUUGCGAUACUAGCUAUCUCAAUCAGUGCACUUGAUGAUGACGACCCACUGCUGUCCGAUCUUGGCCGGGAAAGGACUGUGAGUCGAAAUAUCAAGUUGUUAUCGGCACGCUACCGAUCUGCCGCCCUUCAAUGUCUGGCUGCCGACAGCGUUAUGACUCGGCACUCAAUCAACUCCCUGCAAGCACUGGUGCUCAUCAGCUAUGCACGCCUCCAUCGUGGGCUACCUUUUUGGACAUUACUUGGGUUCACUCAGCACGUCGCCAUAUCCAUGGGCUGCCAUAUCGACCCAGAGAGGUUUAUCCUAGGACCUAUUGAACGAGAAGAACGACGUCGAGUCUGGGCAGGCCUGAUGAUGCUCUACACAAUCCAAAACACAUCAUUCGGAAGUUUAGAUCAACAGUCGAUCAUGCAAGAUGUGAAAAUGCCAGCCGACGUUGACGACAUCGACCUCCUCACUGGCCCAAUGAUAUCCAUGACAUCCGACCCUUCAUCCUCACCAUCAGCGAUCCGACCAACACAAAUGACCUAUCUCCUCCUCACAUUCCGCCUAUACAGAGUUUCCAACAAAAUCUGCGAAACGAUAUUCACGUUCCCUCAAUCCCGUUUCUCCGUCUCUCAACUCGAGGCUGAAAUCGUCUCAAUUCGAGAGAUGUGCGACUCGCGCUAUCAGCUCGACUCUGCCCAAAAUCCUCUCCCGGUGCACCACCAAGCCAAUCUCAACAUCCUUUACAGCCAGAUCAACCAGCUCUUCCUUCUCCUUCUUCGCCCCAGUCUAUGCCGCUUCCUCCAAGGCGAAACAACGCCCGAGACCUACGCUGCAAGAGCCAAGUGCAUGGCAUCUGCAAAGGCUUCUCUCUCAAUCUUCCAAGCCCUAUUGGAAUCCUCCCAAUUCGCACCAUAUAAAUGGUAUACCAGUGGACUGGGCAGCUUCCACGCAUUCCACGCAGCCGUUGUUCUCGCCAUUGGGCUCAUGCAUCCUGAGAACCAAGCCGAGUUCGACGAAACCAAGGACAUGUUGAAUAAAGCUCUAGACUUAUUUGCCUCGCUCUCGGUGCGGAGUAUAUUCUGCAGCAAGGCCGUUCCCAUCAUUCGACAGAUCAUAGAUGUCGCUUCAACCUAUUAUCACACUCAACCCAACCCCCAACUCCAACACUCCCAGAUUGAGACUCAGACUCCUAUGCUCACCAACUUCCGCCCGAAUCUUUCUUCGGUCUCCAUGCACGAAAGCUAUGUCCUCUCGCACCAGCAAUCUCAUUCUCCAGUCCCGACUAUCGCAUCGUCAUCGAGUGAUCCAACUAUGCAGAGUAGUUUCGGGGUAUCGCUGCAACCGCAGAAUUGGAUCGGGCCCACCUCUGUUCCAUGGGAUACCCUAGGUUCCUCGAUGGGGCAGUUUGGGUUUGAUUAA